This is a messenger RNA of Sceloporus undulatus (fence lizard), 2296 nucleotides long. RefSeq names its product fibrinogen beta chain-like. The transcript is spliced from 8 exons. Gene Ontology annotation, biological process: blood coagulation. NCBI's taxonomy places the organism in Eukaryota, Metazoa, Chordata, Lepidosauria, Squamata, Phrynosomatidae. Bases 30 to 1157 code for a protein of 375 amino acids. The record is from RefSeq and is a predicted model, not a curated record.
GCUUUAGCCAGCAUGGCUAAUGAUGGUUAAUGUCAGAAGUUGCAAUCCUUCUUGAAGAACCACAUGAUUCUCAGCCCAGCCUAUAUGAAAAGCUUGACAAACUGAAGCAGCAGAAGUUCAAUAAAAUGAACAUCAUGAUGAUUCGGCUGUUAAUUCUGCUGUUCUUUGGGCCAUUUUGUUCACCUGCACCUCGACUUUCGGAAAGGGAUGACUGCUUGUUUGAAAACAGCAAACUCCAACAGAAAUUGAAAACACUCCAAGAUUUAUCCCAGCUCUAUGAACUCCAGCUGAAAGACCUCCUGGGGAACAAUUACCACAGACAAACAAGCAAAGUUUUCUCUGCCAGGGGGCCAUCACCACAAGACACGCGUUUGCCCACAACUAGUGGGAGUCUCUUAGUCUAUGAUCAAGGUAGAUUUUGUCUGGCGGCGCACCCUGUUCUUGAGAGGGGUAAGGAAUGUGUGGCCCUUCAGAAGUUAUUGGCCUGCCCCUGCCACUAUCCUUCACCAUUGGCUAUACCGGAUGGGAUUUAUAAUCCAACAACACAGUUUGAAGGUAUCGGUUUGAGCACUGACAGGUAUACAUUGCUUUUUUGCAGAAUGUGGGCAGAUUACAAAGAAGGCUUUGGAGGAUUCCAGAACAAAGGCGAUGAGUACUGGUUGGGUAAUGAUAAAAUCUAUGAUCUGCUUCUUAGAGGAGAAAACUCACUGAAAAUAGACCUGAUGGACUGGCAUGGGGAGAGACGAUAUGCAAUCUAUGAAGACUUCCAGCUCAAGAAUGAGAAGAACCACUACAGGAUAUCCUUUGGCACUUUCUCUGGAACUGCUGGGGAUGCUUUGUCUGGAGGGAGCAAUUUUGACAGACAGUGGUCUGCAUCACUCAAUGGGAUGCCAUUCUCUACUCCUGACAGGGACAAUGACAGGUUCCUAACAGGCAGCUGCGCAGAAGAGAGCAAAUCUGGCUGGUGGUUUAAUAGAUGCCACACAGCAAAUCUCAAUGGAUUAUAUUACAAGAAAGGGAAAUAUACUGCUUCCUCUGACAAUGGAGUGGUCUGGUCGACGUGGCGAGGACUGUGGUAUUCCCUGAAAUACACAGCCAUGAAAAUAAGGCUCCCGUCUUUUGUGGAUAGAGAGAGUGGGGAUGGUGAAGCCGACUGAGACACAUCAUGUACGCAUCUCGGAAAUAGAAGACAGCAUGGGGGGAAAAGUCAUUUGAGGGAUUGUAUCCGUUUCUCAGCCAGAGUAAACUUAGUUGUAUGUUGAAGAACUCAAGCUGUGGCAGUUCAGAAGCUACUUCAAAAUGCACACAACUGCCAAAUAUGUACUAAGGUGGAUUGCCCAUGCUAUCAUUUUGCUUUGCAUUCCCAUUGCUAUUUGAUACCUAUGCCCGACAAUGGAAAUAGAUUUCUUUUUCCCAUGCACAAAACUAGCCUUUAGACUACAGACCAGGGAGCCACUUCUUCCUUGGGAGACUGGGGAAGAAGAGGCCCUGAUCAACCUUGUCAUAACUACUUAGUCAUGUUAAAAAGAGAAAAAAUAAUAAUUUGGAAAAUGUUUCGGCCACUGGGAGGAAGGGACUCCAUGGAUAACAUAAACAAAUUUAACAAAUCAGGUCUUGUUGAGAACUCCACUAGACCAUUUCCAGCAAGGAGGGGAAAUUGUAGUUUUUCAAAAUGGCAAAACCUGCUUCAUUUUUGGCUUUACAUGUACCAGGUGAAUACUUUCCCAACGCUACCAUCAGCCUGCUUCAGCUGUAAGAAAGGUGAGAACUAUGUGGCUCUCCAGAGCUCUAGCCACCAAAGCAAAUGGAAAGGAAUGCUGGGAAAUAUAAUCCAACCUCAUCUGGAGGACUGCAUGAGUCCCACCCCAAGCAUGUGCUGAUUCUGUAUCUGAGUCCUUCUCUUUUUGUGCCUUUUGGGUUUUGUUGGCUCUUCUCAGACUGAGGAAAGGAAAAAAGGUGGGAAGCCUCCUUAGACUGAUGCCAAUGAAACAGAAGACUUGCAUUUUUGCAGUUUUUUUAAAGGAAUAUAUUCUGUGUAAUUUAAAACAUUCAUUUAAAGUGGAAGCUAAAACGCUUAAGGUAAAAUUCUAACAAAACCAUUUGAGUCCACUGCGGAUGGAGCAAAGGUUGAAUGUUCCUGCAGCCUUCUACUAAAAAAAUGAACGAUACCAAUUUCUAAUUCAUGUAAAAGUGAUCAAGUGUCUUGCCAUAAUCCAUGCUGAAUUAAAUAGCAGAAAGAUGUUAUCAUAGCAAAGUCACUAUCACAUCUAGUAAAUACAAAAAAGUGUAAAGUUCU